Aspergillus ibericus CBS 121593 is the source of this 951-nucleotide messenger RNA. RefSeq lists its product as uncharacterized. Gene Ontology annotation, cellular component: cytoplasm. Lineage: Eukaryota; Fungi; Ascomycota; Eurotiomycetes; Eurotiales; Aspergillaceae. The record is from RefSeq and is a predicted model, not a curated record. Bases 1 to 951 code for a protein of 316 amino acids. The transcript is spliced from 2 exons.
AUGUCCGACUCGACCCUCUACCUUUAUACCUCCCUUACUGCGGGGUCGUCCCACAUCGUCACUGCAACUGCGCGUCUGGAGACGAUCCUCAAAGCCAACAAACUUCCCUUCCGUGCGAUUGAUGUGGCCACCGACGAGGUCGCUCGGAAGCUCUGGGGCCGUCGCUCUAAGGGCAAGAAGCUUCCCGGCUUAGUUAAAUUCGGCACCGUUGUCGGAGACUUGGAGCAGGUCGAAGAAUGGAAUGAGUAUGGUGAGCUGAGGAUGCAGGUUAACAGCGUCGAAGACUUCGACAGCAUCCCCGCAUCUAGUACUACGAUCGCCCAACCCGAAACCCCCUCGGCCACAUCUACCCCCACCCCCGAGACGGCCGCUCCCAAACAAAGUACAAUCAAGAUCCAGAGCCCCCCUUCUAAGGAAACUCCCAAGGACAGUUCCAUCGCGGUCGCUAUGCGCCAGGCUAGCGAGGAGGCCGCUGCCAAGGCCAAAUCGCAACCUGCCGCAGCAAAAGCACCCGUCCCCGCAGUUACAGAAAAGAAGGAGACCCCUGCAGCUGACGAACAAUCUCAGGCGGGGAAGGAAGACACUGUACGUGGGAAUACGGCUGCUCCUGACACUCAGGAUAGCAAGCCUAAGCGGCCGCCUCUCGUGCCCGAGGUGGCCGCGGAGUCGUCUGCUAAUUUUCAUGCUGAUGCGGCUGAAGCUCUAGGACUGGUCCAGCACCACCGUGGAUCCAUCAUUUCCGCAACCUCCAAAGAAGAACAAGAAAAAGUCGCACAGGACUUGCGGAAGUCUAUUUCCGGGGGUCAACAAGAUCUUUUACAAUCCUUGAGGGAGGACCACGCAGCGCGGACGGAGCAGGAAGAAACGAUUGAAGAAGAGUCGGAUGGCGGUGAACAACAGGAUGGGGCCCAGGGUCGACAGGAAGCGCAGGAUGCCAAAGUCAGCGGCUAG